Messenger RNA from Yamadazyma tenuis ATCC 10573, 3212 nucleotides. It is a transcript of the gene GAT1, whose product is annotated as Gat1p. NCBI's taxonomy places the organism in Eukaryota, Fungi, Ascomycota, Pichiomycetes, Serinales, Debaryomycetaceae. Gene Ontology annotation, molecular function: zinc ion binding; RNA polymerase II cis-regulatory region sequence-specific DNA binding; DNA-binding transcription factor activity, RNA polymerase II-specific. The record is from RefSeq and is a predicted model, not a curated record. Gene Ontology annotation, biological process: positive regulation of transcription by RNA polymerase II; negative regulation of transcription by RNA polymerase II.
ACAAUCAAUGAGUGAAUACGGUGAAAACAAUAUUUAUUCGUUGAUGGACAACGACUCCACCACCAACCAGAUAUGGAAGCUUUAUAAUAAGGCCAAGGACUCGUUGCCAUAUCGAACAAGAAUGGAAAAUCUCACCUGGAGAAUGAUGCAUAUCAACUCCCAAAAGCACAAACUAAAACCCAUCUUAGAUCCUUCAGCUGAUGACUUUGAUUAUAUCGCUCACAUCAAGAAGAUGGGCCAAGAGCUGUCCGAAUAUAGCCAGAUUCUUCGAUUUGGAAGUCAUCUUGAAUUCCCAUCUCUGGCCAUGCUGGACCUGAUGGAAACCGAUAACAUAGUUUCGUCCAAUACUCAUCCUAUACUGCACCAUCGACCCAGCCAUAGCUUCCAAGGAUCCCAAUCAGCAAAGGGCCUCCAUAACUUCAAUUCCAACCAUAUGCACGACACUCCCCAUGAUCAAAUGAAUAGUUUUGCUCCUGACUCAGCUCAUCCGUCGCAGUGGAUGGACAACGGACACUUGCAAGAAACAACCACCCAUACGCCAGACUUCAAUAAUUUCCAUAACCCGCUCCAUAGUGACUUCUCGUCGUCGAUGCCAUCUCAUGAUCAUGCUUUGGGCCACCAGAACUUGAACCUUAUCCAGUCCCAAACAUUGGAGUUUGAUGACUUUGACCUUGGACCCGACUUUAAAGACUUGGAGUUGGAGUUGCACUCACACCAAAAUAGCAUCGUCAACUUGAGUGAACUUAAUCCUGGUCGCGGUGCUCCCCUGCUUCAACAUACUUCCAGCUUGGCCAAUAUUCAUGAUCAACAAGCAAAAAAGCUUCGUGCCAUUCCUGUCAAACCCCUGUCAUCCUCAGCCCAUCAAUCACCCACCCAUCCCAUGUCAUCUUCCUUACCCAAUACAUCUUCGUUGACUAAAUUCCACUCGCCCUUGCACUUUGAUGAUCUUAACUACUUUGACAACUUCAACAAGGAACAAAAGUUUGAUAUGAACCUGCUGUUGAAACCAAAGGCCAAGCGUACAAAGACCAAGAAACUUAAGUCUGUAAGUCCUGAUUCGUCCACUGCCAAUAAUGGUUCUUCCAACGGUGCUUCGAACGGAAUGGGUUCUGCUAAUAGGAGCUCUAAUGCAGAUUUACUGAACCAAAACGUCUCAUGUACCAAUUGUCAUACUAAAACCACGCCGUUGUGGAGAAGAAAUCCCGAGGGACAACCCCUUUGUAAUGCUUGUGGAUUGUUCCUCAAGUUACAUGGAGUGGUAAGACCUUUGAGUUUGAAGACAGAUGUGAUCAAAAAGAGACAAAGAAACUCCAACUCGUCCAAGAAAAUCACGGUUCGAGAUGGUGAUGACUUGAAUCCUACAAGCGUGAUAGGAGGAGUGGGUGGGCCUCCGGCUCCCCAAACUCAGGGUGAAAGAGACAAAAAAUCCCCAAGAAAAAGAAGACCCGUCAACAUCCCUAAUACCCCUGCCAACGCUGGUAUUGCCUCUGGUGCAAAUAGUGCUAAUAUCGCCCAGUCAAACACCUCGUCUAUGUCUGCUAGUUCUUUUGGCUUGGGCAUGAACAUGCAUACUCCUAACACCAACAGUUCGACUCCUGCGUCAAGUGGUAUGAAGAAAGAGGAAGAUUUGCACCCAAUUAAUGAGAUGGACGAUGCGUAUUUGAACCUGGAGUACGUUCCUGAUGACAACUUAGACUGGUUGAGCAUGGCUUUGUAAGUCCUUAGAGAUGUUCAAAUCUACUAAAAGCUUCAUUUCCUUAAAAAGUUACACGACACCUCAGUUGAGCUCUGUACAUUAAUGAUAAUUUCUAAUUUUCACUUCAAAACUGUAUAUUAUUUUAGAUGAACCCUUUAUAGACUUGAAUGCGAUAUUUCAAUCUUUUUCUCUCAAAUGACUUCCACUGCAUAUAUUUCAGAUAUAGAUCUUGGCCAUGUCAAGGUCUCGAUCGAGUACUGCAACAAGUGUAAAUGGCAGAAUCGGGCCGUUUGGUAUAUGCAAGAGUUGUUGAUGACAUUCGACGGCAAGAUCAAUGAGAUUUCAUUAUUGCCCAAUAACGACAAGCCAGGAACCUUUAGUGUGUCGCUAAAAACCGAUAAAUCCAACAAGAUAAUUUACAAGAAGCGGAUGAAAAAGACUAAAGACAAGCAGGAUGAACCGUGGUUCUAUGACGGGUUUCCCGAUUCCAAGUUUUUAAAGGUUUUAAUCAGAAAUGAGCUAUUUCCUGGGGAUGACUUGGGACAUCUCGACCGAUACCAGAACUUUACUCUCAACGAUGGGGCCACUGGAAAGGUGGAAGCGGCUCCAAUAGAACCAGUUGAGUGUAAGGAUUGUCAGGUAGAGCAAUAAUGAUCUGAUUUCUCGUUAACUAUAUAAACAUAAUGAAUACUUAAUGACUUCUACAUCUCAGUACUAGACUGCUACGAUGCUCUAAAGUUCUUCACCCGCCUUAGCUAAUCCACUUCCUCGAGUGAAUCCCAUCCGUGUACCACGUAUGGUAAAGAACUCCCAAGAAGUCCAAAGUAAAGCUGAUUGUUGGGCAACCCUAACAACGACUGAUACUGCCGUACCACAAACGUAGGACUCACGUUCUUGAUGUUCCCACCAGUUUCAUGGUUCUUUCUGGCGGCCACAAAGUUGAUAUCCUUGGUGAUCUGCUUCCACUUGUAUUUUUCACCCGUCACUAAGAGCUGCUUCAAGGUGUGAAUCUCCUUGGGGGUGAACCUGGACCCAGGUCCGGUUCCAGACACCGCCCCGCUGGCAGAAGGGUUUUGGCUCUGGGCGUACGGCUGAUUGUAAUACUGAUUCAUGGGCACCGCAAUUUGGGGUAACAUGGGUUGUUGUUUGUACUGGUAGUCAUAACCUCCAUUUGCUGACUGAGGUUGGGAUGGUUGUGACAGAGUCUGGGACUGGGGAGCAUUAACAACCUGUCCGUUUGUGUGUUGUCCAUGAGCAUGUUGUAUCAUUUGACUUUGUGGUGGCAUGGUUUGCACGCCUUGCAUUUGUUGAAUUUGCAGACCAUGAUUUUGCUGAUGCUGUUGAUGGGGUUGAUGUUGUUGCUGAGAUUGGUGUAUAGGUUGUUGACCCGGCGUGGCCGACUGUUGGUUGAACUGAGGUAAAUAAUAAUUGGUGUUCAUGGAUAACUUUGAAAAAUACAACACCUGGAUGUCCCCAAAAUAAAAAGGAAGAGUCCUCGACCCGCCUCUGUUUCGAU